Cynocephalus volans (Philippine flying lemur) is the source of this 582-nucleotide messenger RNA. It is a transcript of the gene SNX22, whose product is annotated as sorting nexin 22. The transcript has 7 exons. The record is from RefSeq and is a predicted model, not a curated record. NCBI's taxonomy places the organism in Eukaryota, Metazoa, Chordata, Mammalia, Dermoptera, Cynocephalidae. Bases 1 to 582 code for a protein of 193 amino acids. Gene Ontology annotation, molecular function: phosphatidylinositol phosphate binding.
AUGCUGGAAGUUCACAUCCCAUCGGUGGGGCCCGAGGCCGACGGGCCCAGACAGAGCCCAGAGAAAUGCCACAUGGUGUUCCGAGUGGAGGUGCAGUGCAGCGGGCGCAGACACACCGUGCCAAGGCGCUACAGCGAGUUCCACGCGCUGCACAAGCGGAUCAAGAAACUGUACAAAGUGCCCGACUUCCCCUCGAAACGCCUGCCCAACUGGAGGACCAGAGGACUGGAACAGCGCCGGCAGGGCUUGGAAGCCUAUAUCCAGGGCAUCCUGUACCUGAACCAGGAUGUGCCCAAGGAGUUACUGGAAUUCCUGAGACUUCGGCACUUCCCCACAGACCCCAAGGCCAGCAGCUGGGGCACCCUGGGGAAGUUCCUGCCCAGCGACAGCAGCUCACAGCUGCACCACCGGCCAGUCAUCAGCUUCUUCACGGAUCCCUACAUUUGCACCCCUUCCCCAGAACCUCUGCCCAACGUGGUGGUGGAUGGUGUGCUCCAGGGACUCUAUGGCUUCAGCAUCAGCCCAGCUGAAGCCCGGUCAAAGGCUGCCUGUCACCCUGCUUCUCUGCCACUGAUUCCCUGA